Messenger RNA from Pseudozyma flocculosa PF-1, 531 nucleotides. RefSeq lists its product as uncharacterized. Lineage: Eukaryota; Fungi; Basidiomycota; Ustilaginomycetes; Ustilaginales; Ustilaginaceae. Gene Ontology annotation, biological process: respiratory electron transport chain. The record is from RefSeq and is a predicted model, not a curated record. The transcript has 2 exons. The coding region runs from base 1 to 531 and encodes 176 amino acids.
AUGUUCGCCACACGCCUUGUGCGCUUCACUGCCGGCCGGGCGGUGCGGGCGAGCAACGCCUCUACGAGCGUCGCCACGCUGGCGCCGCGCCUCAAGGCGAGCACCAACGUGACGGGCGUCGACGUGCACCCCUCGCCGCUGUCGGCGCUGGCCGAGACGUACACCAAGACGCUGUCGCUGCUGUCGAGCCUGCCCGAGUCGUCCGUGUACCGGCAGAGCACAGCGGCGCUGACGCAGCACCACCUCGACGUCGUCCAGCGCGCCCUCGACGCGCAGCGCGGCCACGAAAACGACGCGCAGAAGAUCGAAGACCUCAUCAGGGAGACCGAGGAGCAGCUCGAAUGGCCCUAUGUCGAGGACGGGCUGCGUCAGGCCAAGACCGAGCUCGGCCUCGUCGCAAACAUGCUCGAGUGGAAGGCGUGGGAGCCGUUGGAGCACCCUCCCCCGCCGAACCAGUGGCACUACUUCAGCAUGGCCGAGGAGGCGGGCGAGGGCGGCGAGGACCAGAACGUCGAUGGCGGCAAGCAGUAA